AUGGGCAAAAAAACCAAUAAGCAGAAACUCAGUUUUCCAAAGGUUCAGGGAUGGGUCCCAUACAAAGCAUUUUCUGCAAAAAAAAAUGAAGAGGUUUCGGAGCCAAAAUAUGCUGAAGUUCCAAAGGAUUGGAAGGAGCCGAAGUUUACUCCUGAAGAUAAUCCUCAUGGGAGAUUGUUUGCUUCGUCAACAUACACAACGCUCUUCCCAAAAUAUCGUGAGAAGUACUUGAGCGAAAUUUGGCCCGCCUUAAGAAGAAUAAUGAUGGAACAUCAUAUUCGAGUGGAGAUAGAUGUGGCUGAAAGUACUAUGGAAGGAUGUUAUACGCCUGUUAGCCCGUUCUGUCCUAUGGAGCAAGCUAUUCGUGUUCUGGAUGACGAGACAUUCGCAGAUAUUAUUGAAAUUAACUUGACUAAUCGUGAACGAUUUGUUAAACGACGUAAUCGGCUUAUUGGUCAUGAUGGUGAAACAUUGAAAGCUCUGGAGCUGUCUACUAACUGUUAUAUAGUUGUGCAAGGAAAAACUGUUUCUGUGGUUGGUCGAUAUAACGAUUUAAGGGAGGUACGUAAAAUUGUUCAAGGUUGCAUCUAUGACAAUAUACAUCCAGCUUAUUCUAUUAAAAAAUUACUUAUCAUAAAAAAACUUUCUAUGGAUCCUACAAAACAAAAUAUAUCCUGGGAUCGAUUUUUGCCUAAAAUGAAAAAGAAAGUGCUUAGUCGACGUAGAAAACCUCACAAAGUACGUAAGAAAAAAGAAUAUAAUCCAUUUCCACCACCACCAGUUCAAUCAAAAAUUGAUAUUGAACUAGAAAAAGGUACAUACUUCUUAGCUGAGGCUGAACGUAAACGAUUGAAAGUGGAAUCAAAUAUUGUUAAAUCAAAUCAAAUAUCAAAAAUACGACAAAAAGCUAAACGUUCCGCUGCACUUAUUCCACCUGAUGAUCAAUGUAACAAUAAUAAUAAUAAUAAUAAUACCAGUCAUCAUAAACCGAAAAAAUUAAAUUUGAGGAAUAA
Schistosoma mattheei is the source of this 1013-nucleotide messenger RNA. The record is from the annotation of a GenBank genome assembly. Lineage: Eukaryota; Metazoa; Platyhelminthes; Trematoda; Strigeidida; Schistosomatidae.